This is a messenger RNA of Corvus hawaiiensis (hawaiian crow), 1500 nucleotides long. RefSeq names its product leucine rich adaptor protein 1 like (gene LURAP1L). The record is from RefSeq and is a predicted model, not a curated record. Bases 362 to 928 code for a protein of 188 amino acids. The transcript is spliced from 2 exons. NCBI's taxonomy places the organism in Eukaryota, Metazoa, Chordata, Aves, Passeriformes, Corvidae. Gene Ontology annotation, biological process: positive regulation of canonical NF-kappaB signal transduction.
GUGGGAGGGCUGCGCCGCGCCUCUUCCACCUGCCCGCGGCUUUAAAGUUGCGGCCGGGCGGGACACGCGAUGACUCGGGUUGCGCUGUGCCGGCCGCAGCUGCCGGGGCGCGUCGCGGUCUCGCACACGAAGCGGGGCCGUUUUUUUCCAUCGGCCCUGCUCGCCUGCUGCUGCCUUUCCCGGGCGGUCGGGGAGGGGGCGGGAGGGGCUGCUGCCCCCGGGAGAUGCCCAUGCCCGCUGCGGGUGCCCCGCGCGGCGCGUCCGCCGUCCCCGGCGCUGCCGCGGCUCUCCGCGCCUCUGCGCCCCGGCAGCGGCCGGGCGGGCGCGGCUAGUGCCGCCGUCGGCCCCUCCGGGGCGAGCUAUGGAGCCCGGCGCCCCGCCGGACCUCCGCGACGUCGAGCAGAAGCUGGGGCGCAAAGUGCCCGAGAGCCUGGCGCGGCCCCUGCGCGGGGAGGAGCUCCCGGCCCGCCCCGCCGCGGCGGCCCCCGGUCCCCGCCGCGCUGCCGCCCUGGCCCGUCUGGAGACGAAACUUCAGCUCCUGAGGCAGGAGAUGGUUAAUCUUCGAGCCACUGAUGUGAAGCUUAUGCGCCAGCUCCUCCUCAUCAAUGAAAGUAUUGAAUCAAUCAAGUGGAUGAUAGAAGAGAAAGCCAUUGCCAGCCGAGGCAGCAGUUUGAGUGGAAGCCUGUGCAGCUUGCUGGAAAGUCAGGAGACAUCUCUCCAUGGCAGCUGUAACAGUUUACAAGACUGUAGUGAUGGACUGGAUGGAAUAUCAGUGGGGAGUUAUUUGGACACCUUAGUGGAUGAUGUCCCUGGUCACCAAACCCCUUCGGAUAUGGACAAGUUCAGUGAUUCUUCUGUCAUGGAGGACUCACAGUCUCUGCAUAAGCAUCCCAAAAUUGAUUCUGAUGAGUACUACUGUUUUGGUUAAUAAGAUCAAGUUCCAGUGGGACACAAAUGCACUUGUACUUAUCCUUUUUCUUUGCUGCUAUUUUAUUUCAUGUGCAAAACCCCCAAAGUUCUCUUGGAAGGAGUACAUAAUAUGAUACUUCAAUUCUAUUGCUUAACUUUUCUAUUGCUUCUAAUGCAUUUUCUCAUUGAUGGGUUGGGCUUUUCUCUUCCUCCUCCUCCCAUUUUUUUUUUCUUAAUUUAUUGUCACCUUUUUUUUUUUUUUUUUUUUUUUUUUUUGGUUUUGGUUUUGGUUUUUUACAAUGCUAUAUUUACAAGUCUGUAAGAGUGGGGAAGGAAAAGCUGUAUCUUUAAAAUUAAACAUCAGGGAAUGAGAGCAACAGUUUUGUAUUUGUUGUCAAUAAAAUAGCUUCUGAUAAAUAUAUGUUGUCAUAAAUUUUCUUCACUACAAUGUUUGGCCUUUCCAAAGACACUGUUCUUAUUGAGCCUUAAAUCUGAAUCUUGAAAAUACCUCUACAAAAUAAUUUUCCUUUUGUAAGAAAUUAGAUUUGGUUCUGUUAAGCUGUCUUCAUUUGAAAUACAAAGUAUCCUAAA